Adineta ricciae is the source of this 750-nucleotide messenger RNA. NCBI's taxonomy places the organism in Eukaryota, Metazoa, Rotifera, Eurotatoria, Adinetida, Adinetidae. The record is from the annotation of a GenBank genome assembly.
AUGGCUGGCAAAGCGAAGGAAGGCAAAUAUCCUGUUGAUGAAAGCCAAAUGGAUCCUUUAUUACCAGUAACAAAUAGUCAUACAGUUGGACUUGAUGCCCUACGAACAAUCGAUAAAUUGAAAAUAAAGCAACUUGUUUCAAUACGUGAAGCACUGUGUGGUAGUUCGUCUGCAGCAAAAUUUAAUAUUUUUAACGAACAAAAUGAAAAACUAUUCAAAGUCAGGGAAUCAUCGGCAUAUUGGCAACGAUUAUGUUGCAAAGCUAGACGAAGUUUUACACUACAUAUUGCUAAUAAUCUUAAGCAAGAUAUUAUUCGGAUGAGACGUGAAUUCGAAUGCUUUUCAGGAUGGUGUUGGUGUGGCAAUUUACAAUGUUGUAAGCAAGAAUUAAUUGUCGAAUCACCACCGGGAGUCGUCAUUGGCACUGUGUCACAAAAAGGAAGUUGCUGGCGACAUACAUUUGAAAUCAAAGAUGUAAAUUAUAAGACUAUAUUCACUCUAGUUGCCCCAUUGUGUAUUUGCGACGGGCUAUUCUCAUGCUGUUGUGAAAAUAAAUUUACUUUAAUUGGCACAGAUGGAAUCACAGAAGUUGGAGCUAUUUAUAAGAAAUAUCGUUGUCCUCUACAUGAAGCAACUUCAAGUACUGAUGCAUUUUUACUCAAAGUUCCGGUGGAUCUCGAUGUGAAAAUGAAAGCAGUCGUACUUGGCGCAGUUUUUCUUAUCGUAAGUUCGAUUAUGGUUCAUCUUUAA